AUGCAGAACCUCUUUGAGCAGAACUUGGACAUGGCCACGGCUCUGCUCGCUGGGGAGAAGCUGAAGGAGCUGAUUCUGCCUGGCUCCUCUCAGGAUGAGAAAGGUGGCGCCCUUGCUGGUCUCAUGGUACAGCUCAAACUGGAGCUGCCCUUUGACCGAGUUGUCACCAUAGGAACGGUCAUCAUCCCCAUCCUGUUAGUCACUCUGGUCUUCACACGGAACUUUGCAGAGGAGUCAAUAUACUGCUACACCCCGCACAACUUCACGCGUGACCAGGCCCUCUACGCCAGAGGCUACUGCUGGACAGAGCUACGGGACGCCAUACCUGGUGUUGACCCUGAACUCCGGCCGUCAUUGUUCGAGCACAAGUUUCUGCCAUAUGCCCUGCUGGCAUUUGCAGGUAUCAUGUACAUCCCAGCACUGGGCUGGGAGUUUCUUGCCUCCACACGCCUUACCUCUGAACUCAACUUCCUCCUCCAAGAGAUAGACAACUGCUACCACCGUGCAGCCGAGGGGCGAGCGCCCAAGAUCGAGAAGCAGAUCCAGUCCAAAGGUCCAGGAAUCAGUGAGCGGGAGCGGCGUGAGAUCAUUGAGAAUGCUGAGAAGGAGAAGAGCCCUGAGCAGAACCUCUUUGAGAAAUAUCUAGAGCGACGAGGGCAAAGUAACUUUUUAGCCAAGCUAUAUUUGGCAAGGCAUUUAGCCAUUAUCUGCCUCAGUUCUAUUCCCAUCACCUACCUAAGCACAUACUACGCCUGGCAGCGGCAGAACGAGUUCACCUGUGCGCUGGGCGAGCCGCCGGACAUCAGCAGCAUCCCCGAGCUGCGGCUAAGCGUGAACUGCAAGCUGCCAGCCGUGCAGCUGCAGCGCAUCAUGGCUGCGGUGGACAUUGCGCUGCUCUGUACCAUGAACCUCAUUAUUUUAGUGAACCUACUACAUCUGUUUGUGGUGCGAAAGUCCAACUUCGUCUUUGACAAGCUGCACAAAGUCGGCAUAAAGACACGGCGGCGUUGGCAGAAGUCGCAGUUUUGCGACAUUAACAUCCUGGCUAUGUUCUGUAACGAGAACAGAGAUCACAUCAAGUCUCUCAACAGGCUGGACUUUAUCACUAAUGAGAGUGACUUGAUGUAUGACAAUGUGGUGCGACAGUUGUUAGCUGCAUUAGCACAGUCCAACCAUGAUGCCACACCAACUGUUCGAGACUCUGGGAUCCAGACAGUUGACCCAAGCAUCGAUCCCUCUAUACUGGGGGUGGGAGAGCUGGGAGGAGAGACUGUUGUGAAAAGACCCCGGAAGAAGAUCAAGUGGAUCCCAACAUCUAACCCUCUGCCACAACCCUUUAAAGAACCCUUAACACUGACUCGACUGGAAAACAGCAUCAAAGCAGAUAAACCUAAACCUUUGCGGCGGAAGACUGUUGCAGAUAACUUCAUUGCCCCUCUACUGGACAGCAAGAGCACACAACAUCCACCCACAGCUUCAGAAACAAACAAUGGGAUGGAGAAGAAGCACACUCGUAAUUUCUCCCUGGAUGUCCAUCCAUAUAUGGCAAACAUUCAGAAGCCUAAAUCAGAGAUGACCAAUCCAGAGCCACCAGCUGCAGAAAACUCUCUGGACACUGUGUACAUCGAGGGCACGCACUCUGUGGUUCACGUCUCCUCUGCUCUCACAGAAAAGAAUGAUGCUCCUCCUCAGUCCACCACCACUACCUUCUCCACAGUGACCCUCCCCACCACUUCCUAUAUGAACGGGGGGACAGCUAACUUGCCUCCGACCGACUCCCCCAAGACCAAGGAACCUCUCAAACAGAACCCAGAGCCUGAGAGCCAGCCUGUGUCUUUCAGCUGCAACCCCUCACACCCGCUUCUCAGCAUCCACCACACCCUGUACGAGGAAGAGGAAGAGGAGCAAGGCCACAGAGACAAAUUGGUGGAGAGACCUGCUGAGCUCAUUGCUGCCGGAGAGUGCUGAAGACCCACAUAUCUAAGUACCUAUGGUAACACACUUCAGAGUUUGCACAUAUUUCACUUCUUUCAUCUCUUGACCUCAGCACCAAGUCCUUAGGAGGGUAAACUGUGUGGCAGCACUGCACUGACCACCUCAUCUGAGAGCACAACCCCUCACGAUGCAGCACACACCAUCCUUUCACCUACUGUGCUUUAGGUGGAACCAGUGAGGUCAGAGAUUUGCACUGUCCACCGGGGAGCUUGUGGAGUACAAUGGACAAGUCGAGAAAUGUGUGGCGUGCACAUACAGGUAUCUCAAAAAAUGUUCCUCUCCAACCACAGGAUCAUUAUAGUGAAACAUAUCAAGAACAAGAGGUCAUUUCCAUGACUAAAAGCAAAACUUGGUGCUCAGUUGAUUGGAAUGUUUUCCUGUGACAUUCCAAAGAUUUUGUGGGGGGAAGCGUAUAAAAUAUAACUUCUAAUGACAACUGUCAUGUUUUAUAAACCUCACAAUACAUGUCAAACAUCAAACACAACUUCCCACAAGUUCACCUUGUUUUAAUGUGUGUCCUUCUUUUUAUUGGCAACUUGUUUGUGGAUUUCAACAGGUAUCUGACGCAAUAUAUUUGUCCCUAAUUAUGCAAAUAUUGUUGUUGCAAUAAUAUGCUGUAUACAGAACACAGAAACACAUUAGCUCACCAUAAACAUCAUAUAAUUCUACAACUGUAACAUCCUGUCUUACCCUGCUUUGUCCUUGUUCCUGUCUGUCUGCCUUUGUUUGUCGUCCCUCAUUUUUCUUGUUUCAUGUGCAUUUAUUGUUUUGGUCUGUCUCCGCCCCAGUCAUCUGUCUCACCUGAGUGUUGUUUGUAACCCCACCCUCUCAUUAGCCCCAGGUGUUUCUCAUGUGUUCUUUGUCUAUUUAUUCCCCUUGGUUUGGUCUGUUCCUUGCUUGAUGUUGUUUGUAGUGUGUUUUGCUGAUCCUUAAUUCGAGCUGUUAUAUGUAGUUUGUUCUCUGUUCUGUUCUUUUAGUGGUUCUUUUCAUUUCUUUAGUACUUUCCUUACUUUGCUUUUCUUUUGUUUCUGUUUUUUUACUUUGCUGCCUUCUCAAUGGCCAACAAUAAAACUGCUAGGUCGCACUUGCAUCCUGCCUUCUCGUCUAUUCGGAUUCCAACACAUUACAACAAACAAAGGAUGAGACCGUUUUUUUCACCACUGUUGUGAGCUUCUUGGGCAUUUUAUCCACCUCCUAUGUGUGCAUUUGCUCACUAGGUGUUAUCCUUCCAGCAGGAAUCCACAUCAGGAUAUAUCUUCGGUAUGACCUAACCAUGAUGAAUUUACUUGCAAGAAAUGGGUACUAUAUUUAUAUCUAAUGAAACAUAUAUGAGGGCAUCAGUACUUACUGAAACUGCAUGUGAUCUAAUGCACUUAAGGGAAUUCCUGCUUGUUAACAGGAAAACCUGGAGCCACACAGGAAAACUGCCACCUCUCCAGCACAAGAGCCAGCUGACUUAAAAGGCUGUUCAAACACCUAUCACAAUGAACUCAUGAAUACGUGUUACACCAUCUUUACAGAGUCUGCUAACAGCAUUUGAAAUUCAUUGAUGCACCUUGGUCUGACACACAUAAUUACAAAGACAGUAAUUCACUGAUUGUGAAGAAAUACAAAGUAAUCACUAGUUAUCAUACGGCAUGGCAUAAUAAAGCAUACCUGUAGUGUUAUUCCAAGUAUAGAAACAUGAAAAUCCAGCUGCCCAAUUCCUUUUAACCAGCAUGUUCACUGAGGUCCGUUUAACAUUGUCUUUGUAGUCAGAGAUCAGAGGGAAGUUGGAUAUGUACGCAGUAAGGCUGUCAAAGGAUUAAAAUAAUCAUGAUUAA
Messenger RNA from Colossoma macropomum (tambaqui), 3818 nucleotides. RefSeq names its product pannexin 2 (gene panx2). The transcript has 5 exons. The record is from RefSeq and is a predicted model, not a curated record. The coding region runs from base 1 to 1968 and encodes 655 amino acids. NCBI's taxonomy places the organism in Eukaryota, Metazoa, Chordata, Actinopteri, Characiformes, Serrasalmidae. Gene Ontology annotation, molecular function: channel activity. Gene Ontology annotation, biological process: positive regulation of interleukin-1 production; monoatomic cation transport.